AUGGAGGCCAUGGCAAAUGGACCCAAUUUCGAACCGGGUAACAAUAAUUCGACCAAUCUGGAAAUCAACAACGCAACCCCUGUUUCGGAUCAUCAAAACUUGAAUCCGACCGUGGAAUUUAAACCUUCUUCUCUUCAAAAUCUAGUAACGUUAGCAACUAGUUCCACCAAUCAUACUCCUGAUUUCGAUUCCAGGUUUUCAAAUCACAAUUCCUCAUACACAAACAACUGGUCUAAUCAAGAAGACAACAACGAAGAAGAUGGGUAUCUUGAUGAUUCUACUGUCAACGAACCCCCGAUUCAUCCGGGGUACAAAAAUCACAAGAGUUCUUCGUUCACCGGUGGAGUUCGUAUAAAACCCUCGAAUCCUUCUCACCAUGAACCCGCCCACCCCAAGCCAACAAGAAAGUUUAGCAAGGUUGUUCAUGAACAUGAAGUCAAUGAAGAUGGCGAAGUGUGGGUUAAAGUGCCUAGAAACACAAAUUUGUUUAAGGGGAACCAUCAAAACGGCAACGGUUGGAAUGACAUGGAUGGUUCAAUUUAUGUUUUUUUCUGUUCAGUUUUGUUUGUUUUGGACAAAAACAUGUAA
Messenger RNA from Lactuca virosa, 588 nucleotides. Lineage: Eukaryota; Viridiplantae; Streptophyta; Magnoliopsida; Asterales; Asteraceae. The record is from the annotation of a GenBank genome assembly.